AUGAAAUAUUCAAAAAUACCUUUAACUUCUUCACCUUUGUAUUUAAAGAAUAAUUUAACAAGCACAGAGUAAUAUAUGGCUUUUUUAUCUUAUAAUGCAGAUAAACUUAAAUUGAAUGUAGUCAAUAAAAAAACUAAGUAAAACAUAUUAAUCAAUUUAGAGAAGUACGAUUAAUAUCAAUAGAGGAUUAAUCUAUUCCUACAUCUAUUCAAUAUAUGUCUGAUUAAACUUUGAUUGUUACAACUAUGAAUGGAUAUUAUCUCUAUUCAGAAAAUGGUCAAUAAUAAUAUCAUAAAUUAAGAAAUUAAUUAGGAGAUAUCUCAUAAUUUUUUAUCAGUGCCACAUUGAUAAUUCCAGAAAAUUAACAAUCUUUUUAUGCAAUUGGUUUUGAAAAUAAAAUAAUCUUUAUUGAUCAAAAGACUCCAAAAUAAGAAUUCUUUGGGGUUAAUCUCAAAAAUAUACAACCCACUUGUUUAACCAGUUAUUAUUAGUAUUUGAUUUAUGGAGAUUCCAAAGGUAUUUUAAUAUUAUAUUAAAUAUAGGAUAUAUUCAUUAUAAUAAAUGUUUGGCAAUCCAACAAGUUACAGAGACAAAAUCUUUGGAUCUCUAAUCAAAAGACACAACAAUCCUUUCUGUAUAGAUUUUAGAAAAAAAGGAUUCAUAGCCAAAGAUAUUCAUAAUAGUUGCUGAUUUUAUUGGCAGAUUAACUGUUGUAGAUCUUAUGAAUUGGGAAAUCUUAAGUAUAAUCAAUUCUCACAUUAAACCAAUAACUUCUUUAGCUAUAAAUUAAUAAAAGUACAAAAAUUUCAAUUAAUUUAUUAGGGAAUAUUUUAUAUCUGGUUCUGAUGAUACAUUUUUUAAUAUUUGGAAAUUGAAUCAAAAUUUAUAACCUUAAUUAAUAUAGUCCCAUCAUUUGGAUGAUACAAUAAUUGUAGGAAUUACAAAUGAUAUAUUUGUUGCUGCAUAUGAUCAACAAGAAUUAUUAUAUAUUGAAAAUAAUUGA
Molecule: messenger RNA, 1003 nt
Organism: Paramecium pentaurelia
Lineage: Eukaryota; Ciliophora; Oligohymenophorea; Peniculida; Parameciidae
Source: the annotation of a GenBank genome assembly